Messenger RNA from Erinaceus europaeus (western European hedgehog), 2310 nucleotides. RefSeq names its product prolylcarboxypeptidase (gene PRCP). The record is from RefSeq and is a predicted model, not a curated record. Gene Ontology annotation, molecular function: serine-type exopeptidase activity; dipeptidyl-peptidase activity. NCBI's taxonomy places the organism in Eukaryota, Metazoa, Chordata, Mammalia, Eulipotyphla, Erinaceidae. The coding region runs from base 285 to 1784 and encodes 499 amino acids. The transcript is spliced from 9 exons. Gene Ontology annotation, biological process: regulation of blood vessel endothelial cell migration; proteolysis; negative regulation of systemic arterial blood pressure.
ACCGUGCAAGCCGCAGGAGCGCUCACCUGGGGCACUGGAGGGUGGCCUACCGAGUAGGGACAGACAGGUAGUGCGAGCGCCUGGAAGCGGGUAUCACGCGAAGGGGCGUGACACGCGGCGGCACCCUGGGGCGCCCUGGCCCGGACCUGCGAGCGCUCGGAGGCCGCCCGGGGGCGUUGGUCUCCCGGGGCGGGGCCUGUGUGCGGCGGGCCGGCGGGCGGGGCAGCGGCGGCCGGGCUCGGGCUGCGCUCCCGCGGGUCUCGCUCUCACCGCCCGCAGUGGCCAUGGGGCGCCGCGCUCUGCCGCUCCUGCCGCUGCUCCUGGCCCUGCUGGCUCCCGGCGCCGCGCUGCCGGCCCCAUCGGCGUCCAGAGCCCUGCACAGGAUGCGCGGGCCCAGCAGCCUAGCCGCCCGCCAUGCGGUAGACAAGAAGUUCUCCACUCACUACUUCCCGCAGAAGAUUGAUCAUUUUGGAUUUAACCUUGGUAAGACUUUUAAACAACGGUACCUUAUCUCUGCUAAACAUUGGAAGAAAGAUGGUGGAUCAAUACUCUUCUACACUGGUAAUGAAGGGGACAUUAUCUGGUUUUGCAAUAAUACGGGGUUCAUGUGGGAUGUGGCUGAGGAAUUGAAAGCUAUGUUGGUGUUUGCUGAGCAUCGGUACUAUGGAGAAUCCUUGCCGUUUGGUGCUGACUCCUUCAAGGAUCCCAAACACUUGAAUUUCCUGACAUCAGAACAAGCUUUGGCUGAUUUUGCAGAGUUAAUUAAGCACUUGAGGAAAGCAAUCCCAGGAACUAGAAAUCAACCUGUUAUUGCCAUAGGAGGCUCCUAUGGUGGCAUGCUUGCAGCUUGGUUCAGGAUGAAAUAUCCCCACAUGGUGGUUGGAGCUCUUGCAGCCUCUGCUCCCAUCUGGCAGUUUGAGGAUAUGGUUCCAUGUGAUGGAUUCAUGAAUAUUGUAACUACAGAUUUUAGGAAAAGUGGCCCAAAUUGUUCAGACAGCAUUCGGAAGUCCUGGGAUGUUAUUAAUCACUAUGGAAGUACAGGUACUGGCUUAAACUGGCUGUCUGAUAACCUUCGCUUAUGCAGUCCAUUAAAAACUCCACAGGAUUUACAGCACCUAAAAGAAUGGAUGACUGAAACCUGGAUAAAUCUGGCAAUGGUGGACUACCCUUAUGAGUCUGAUUUUUUACAGCCUUUGCCUGCUUGGCCAAUCAAGGAAGUGUGCCAACAUCUGAAAAAUCCCAAUGUGUCUGAUUCACAGUUGAUCCAUGGUGUUUUCCAAGCCUUGAAUGUAUAUUACAAUUACACAGGCCAGGCGAAAUGCCUGAAUACAUCAGAGACAGCAACUGGCAAUCUGGGUUCCCAGGGCUGGGGCUAUCAGGCCUGCACAGAAAUGGUCAUGCCCUUUUGUUCUAAUGGUGUCCACGACAUGUUUGAACCUCAUACUUGGGACUUGAAGUCAUAUUCUGAUGAGUGUUUUAAGCAAUGGCACGUGAGACCGAGACCUCACUGGAUCCGUACUUUGUAUGGAGGCAAAAAUAUCAGUUCACACACCAACAUAAUUUUCAGCAAUGGUGACCUAGACCCCUGGUCAGGAGGAGGAGUAACCAAGGACAUCUCAGAUACCCUGGUUGCGAUAGUCAUCCCAGAGGGAGCCCAUCAUCUAGAUCUCCGAUCCAACAAUGCCUUUGACCCCCUGACUGUGCUCUUAGCCCGCUCCUUGGAAGUUAAAUAUAUGCAGCAGUGGAUCACAGAUUUCUACAAUAGCCUGGCAAAACAGGACUGAGCAACUUUUGAUCACUUUCGAUUUCCUCCUUUAUAUCCACUCCACCACAUUCCCAUUCAGUUUGUUUUUAUUCCCUUCUCAUUGUUGGCUUUUAGAUUUGGUGGGGUGAAGCUUAGGAUGGAAGAGAGGGUGAUGGAGGCAGCAAUGGCCACCUCACUCCUCACCAUCUCGAUCCCCUCUUCCUGAAGAAUCUUUCUGAGACUGCUUUGCUGCAGUUUCAGGUUUCCUCAUAACUGGAACAGCAUUGCCUGUCUGCCUUCACAAGAGGGAGAGCCACUCCUCUUUGUUUCUCUGCAAGCAAGGACUUUUUGCGGUUUUGAGGUUAAAGUCUGUGACCUAUUUGUUAUUCUCUGCCUCUGCCCUCCCCCAAAGGAAAAGCAGAACGACUAUAGACCAAAAAAAAAAAAAAUGAUGUAAUCGCAGCUGGUAGGAAGCAUGUUGAUGCCAAUCCAGGAAAUGGGAACCAUUGCUUUUGUACUUGAUUGAAUGACUCUCAACUGUGCUGCAAAUAAAGAAUAAAGCUCGG